Messenger RNA from Aspergillus nomiae NRRL 13137, 3326 nucleotides. Its product is annotated as NRPS-like enzyme. Gene Ontology annotation, molecular function: phosphopantetheine binding. Bases 91 to 3210 code for a protein of 1039 amino acids. Lineage: Eukaryota; Fungi; Ascomycota; Eurotiomycetes; Eurotiales; Aspergillaceae. The transcript is spliced from 4 exons. The record is from RefSeq and is a predicted model, not a curated record.
AAAACCUGCACAUCUUUCGUCCUCUCCAGUCCUUGAACCCUCGGUUCUCAAUUUGUUUUUUUUUUAUCAUUACGAGCACACUAUUGCAUCAUGGCAGAGCAAGCAGCCGCCCCUAUUGGGAAGAGGCUUAUGGUUCAAGUCAUUGAUGACGUGGCUGAGCGAGAUCCAGAGAGGAAAGUCUGCGCUGUGCCUAAGGGCUCCGAGAUCUCAGAUGGGUUCUUUGACUUGACAUUUAGAGAACUUGCCCAUGCAGUGAAUUAUAUGUCGUGGUGGAUUAUAGAGGCCUUUGGCCAUAGCUCCACCAUGGAGACAUUAACUUAUCUCGGAGCGAACGAUAUACGUUAUCUUGUGAUGGUAAUGGCGUGUAACAAGACGGGCUAUAAGCCCCUACUUUCAUCGACUAGAAACUCAGAUGAAGCACAUCUUCGCCUACUCGAAGUCACCAAUUGCUCAAAACUGGCAUAUAGUACAGAAAGAAGCCAGAGAGCGAUGGAAAUAAAGGUUCUUCGACCUGACUUGACGACCGUGGAAAUCCCAGCCUCAAAAGAGAUAAUCGGUGGUCCUACAACACUGUACAAAUUUUCUAAGUCUUUUGAAGAAGUCAAGGAUGAUGUGGCUUUCAUCGCCCAUAGCUCUGGUACAACUGGAAUCCCGAAACCUAUCCAACUGACUUUCGGCUACUUUGGUGCUCUGGAUGCUGGUGCCUAUGUUCCUAUCACUCCAGGACGUUUCUCGGGCGUGCCUGAUCGACUCAGCAAAGAUGACGUUAUCUUGGCCGCGGCGCCAUUCUUUCACCUCAUGGGGUUCUCGUUGCUGAUCAUAUCUGUCUUUCACGGUAUCCGUUGCGUGGUCGCGCCGGAUAAGCCAUUAUCGACUGACUUCUUGACUUCUAUGCUCAAUGCAACCAAGCCCACGGCGAUACUAUUACCACCCUGCAUCCUAGAGGAUAUGACCCUAUCGGAAGCCUCUAUGGAGGCCCUGUGGAACUUGAAGUAUGUGUUUUGGGGUGGUUCCUCUCUCUCGCCUGAGGUCGGUCGUAAGAUCAGAGAGCACACCCCGCUGACGGGCUUUAUGGGAAUGACCGAGGCUGGCUUUAUACUGUCCUUGGCUCCCGAAGACAAGGACGACUGGGAGUAUUUUGAAUGGUGGCCGACCAAUGGGAUCGAGAUGGAGUUAGUGGAUGACGACCUGUAUGAAAUGGUCAUCCACAGACAUUACGAUCCAUUCCUACAACCCAUCUUUCACACGUUCCCUGAUUUGAACGAGUAUCAUACGAAGGAUGUGUACACGCGGCACCCAACCAAGCCCAACCUGUGGAAGCUGCGUGGACGUCUAGAUGACGUUGUAUCGCUCAGUAAUGGGGAGAAGUUCAACCCAGUGACGAUGGAGAAGAUCAUCGAGGGGCAUGCCUUAGUUGCGAGAGCUGUUGUUGUAGGCAAUGGAAGAUUUCAACCAGCUCUACUUGUUGAACCCAAUUGGAAUCAAUGGAGUGAAGAUAGUCCAGUUGGGGACUUGAUCGCCCAGAUCUGGCAUACAGUUCAAGACGCAAACCGUAUCAACCCAGCCCAUGGGCGGAUUAUGAAGAACAAGAUCGGGGUGGCAUCUAAAAACAAACCGUUCCAGACUACACCCAAAGGGAGCACACAGCGACGGCUUGUCACUCGCGACUAUGAGAAGGAGAUCGAGGAUAUUUAUACAAAACAGGACGAUGAAAUUUUGGAAUAUCAAAUACCAGAGUCGGCUGAUUUGUCUGGAAUUCAGGGGUUUGUCCGAAAUGUGGUUUCAGACGCUCUUGGAUUCUCCUCGUUCUCAGACCAGACAGACUUUUACAAUUUGGGGCUCGAUUCUUUGCAGACAAUGCAGCUUAGCCGGACUUUCCAAGGCUCAAUAUGUUCAUGUCGGCCAUCGACCAAGUCUAGGGCUAUCACCGCUCAGAAUAUAUACGGCAACCCCACUGUCGAACAAUUGGCCAAGUUUAUAUACGGCGUCACUAGCAAUGCGGAGCAGAGCAUGGUAUCGCGAUCUGAAAAGAUUGAUGCUUUGGUGCAGAAAUACACGGCUGACCUGCCUGAGCGCGAAGCUAAUACACGCAAGACAACGGAUCAACACACCGUACUUCUUACUGGAUCUACCGGUUCGCUUGGGAAUUAUUUGCUCCAUACCUUAUUGAAAGAUCCUUCUGUCAUCAAAGUGUACUGCUUGAAUCGAUCAGAGGCAAGAGAUAGACAGGUGAAAAGUUUCCAAGAGAAGGGAUUAGAGUACGAUUUCAGUCAAGGACGAGUCGAAUUCCUUGUAGCAUCUUUUGGCGAGGAGAAGUUCGGCCUCAGCGGAACCAAGUAUGAAGAGAUGCUCCGUACAGUAACUACAGUUAUCCACAAUGCCUGGAGAAUGGAUUUCAACAUUUCAGUUGAUUCAUUCGAAGAUGUCCACAUUCGCGGCGUCCGUCAUUUUAUCGACUUCAGUAUACAGAGCAUACACCAUGCCCACAUCUUUUUCAUGUCUUCUAUAGGAACCAUCGGCGGAUGGAGCCUCGCCCAUGGACCAUCGGUUCCUGAAACACCCUUGGAGGAUUGUGAAUUGACUUUGCGUCAGGGAUAUGCCGAAGCAAAGCAUAUUUGCGAACGUAUCUGCCUGGCAGCGUCUCAGAAAGCGGGCGUACCAACAACGCUUUUACGUCUGGGGCAGAUUGCUGGUCCAACGACAGAAAAUGGCAUGUGGAAUAGGCAGGAAUGGCUACCGCUUAUCGUUGCUACAUCGAAGGCUAUGGGCAAGAUCCCUCGCACCUUAGGAUCAAUGCCAGUAGAGUGGACUCCAGUGGACACACUUGCUGCUAUCAUCACAGAGCUUGUUCAUACGCGCAGCACAAGCCAGAGGGACCCCGCCUGUUCUGUCUUCCACUUAGUUAACCCAUCGGCGACUUCGUGGGAAAGCCUUCUGCCCGCGAUUCAGGAGCGUUACAAUGUCCAGCGAAUUGAGAUGUGUGAAUGGGUCAAUGAGUUGGAGAGCAUCACCAACCCAUCACCAGCAGAGGUUACGGCGAAGCCCGCAUUGAAGCUACUUAACUUUUACCAAGGACUGGUGGAAGGCGAAGGAGCAUUGUCAGCUCCCAUUGAAGUGGAAAAGACAAAGGAGGCGAGCAUUACCAUGAAGUCGAUGAGACCGAUCUCGACUGAAUUGAUGGCAAACUGGGUGAAGCAGUGGAACUUCUAGUCCAAAUUUGUCCACUGUAUAUUUGUCGUAGAUGUCAGGGCUUCUUCAUUAGCAUACAUACAGGGAACAGCUAGCGACCAUAUAAACUCAUACAUAAACCCUGCACCACGAACAUA